Molecule: messenger RNA, 2506 nt
Organism: Vespa mandarinia (Asian giant hornet)
Lineage: Eukaryota; Metazoa; Arthropoda; Insecta; Hymenoptera; Vespidae
Gene: Pax
Product: paxillin
Source: RefSeq, a predicted model, not a curated record
UAACAACUAUAACGACGACGUUUGAGGUUAACUUUUUGAAAAAGAUUUGCAACGAACGAUCUGAGAAAUAAUCAAAAUUCUUCGAACAACUUACGUGAAUAAAUUCGAAUAAUGAACAUUUUUUCUCAAGAAUAUUCGUCGAGGACGCGUCAUACAAUAGCGAAGAUCAUUAACCUUUUGCAUUUGGAUGACAUCAUCAAGACGAACUUAUAACUUUUUUUCUUACCUCGUUUUAAUUCUAUUGUAUGACGAAAUAGACGAUUUUUCAGGUUAAUUUUCUUUUUCUUUUUUCUUUUCAUUUCUUUUUUUACUUCCUUUUUUCUUUCUCGUUUAUGUGCAUAUCGUACACGCGUUCGCUUUGAACAGUGACAAAUAGUAUGUGAAAAUAUUUCUCAACAUUGAUAAGUUACAUUCGUGAAUUUUAACGUUAAGGAAAAAAUAUUGUAGUGACAGAGGGAAGAAAAAAAAAAGAAAGAAGUUUGUUUUGUUUCAACGUCAACUCGUUUUAUUUAUCAUGGAGGAACAAGAUACCAGUGCAUUUCAAUCUUAUACAGAGAAUAAUAACAUCUACGAGACUUAUCAAGUUGACAAGGCUGAUAAUAAUCUUUUUAAUCUUGAUGCCCUAUUGGCGGAUUUACAAAAUACUGUAUCGUCCGAAGGCAAUCACGUUAGUAGCAACGCUACACCCGGUUACGGUUCGUUAAAUGGUGCAAGAACGCAUAAUACGAAUGCAUACAGAUCGUACGAAAGUAGAACUUCACCAUUACCGUCACAAUCGCCGACUUAUCAAAAUCGUGAGGCCAUCGAGGAGACCAUCACAAAAUCUUCGAGUACAACUUAUACGCAAAACCCUAGCACUGGUGGGAAAAUGCCAUCGUUGAACAACAAUCUUUCUGAACUGGACACGUUGCUUCAAGAUUUGAGCAAUGCACGUUACAAUUCGCAUUAUCAUGAGAGAGAUAGUCACGUAUCAACGGGGGGUGUAAAUGGGGGUACGACUAGUCCAAUGCUACGCUCACCAAGUAGUAUGUCAGCCCCUCGCCCCACCGUCGAUGCUUUGCUCGAGGAACUUAACACAGCGGUGCCUAAUGGGGAUUAUCCCAGUGAUGGUAGAGUGAAGGUCACCAUACAGGAAACCUCAACAGAGAUUCAACCGGUCUAUGAUGGUUAUCCUUCGAGUCAGCAUGGUUCCUUGAAUCGAUCAGAGAUUCAACAACGUAGUUAUGCCAACGGUCAUACUGCCAGUAACGCAACGAAAGAGCUCGACGAUUUGAUGGCCUCCCUUUCCGAGUUCAAGAUCAAUAGCAGUUCUCAUCAACAUCAAACGGUGACCGAUUCUCCAUACGCUAAACCCAAUAAAGCGACUAAAAGUUCGCAAAGCCCAUUACCACCGGCUGAGGGUACACAAACGAGAAUACACAUUACAGAAACUCAAACAACACAUCAUUAUCAGCAACAACAACACGGGGAAAGUCAUACUGCACAAGCCGCGACACAAAUCAAACAGAAUCAAUUGGAUUCUAUGCUAGGAAAUCUCCAGGCAGAUAUGAGUCGCCAAGGUGUGAACACUACGCAAAAGGGAUGCUGCAGUGCCUGCGAAAAACCUAUCGUAGGCCAGGUAAUCACGGCCUUGGGUAAGACCUGGCACCCUGAACACUUCACAUGUACUCAUUGCAAUCAAGAAUUGGGUACACGUAACUUUUUUGAAAGAGAAGGACAUCCCUAUUGUGAACCUGAUUAUCAUAAUCUUUUUUCACCACGUUGUGCUUAUUGCAAUGGUCCAAUUCUCGACAAAUGUGUUACCGCCUUGGAGAAGACUUGGCACACGGAACACUUUUUCUGUGCUCAGUGUGGCAAACAAUUUGGUGAGGAAGGUUUCCAUGAACGAGAUGGAAAGCCAUAUUGUCGGGAGGAUUUUUUCGACAUGUUUGCACCUAAAUGCGGUGGUUGUAAUCGAGCAAUCAUAGAAAAUUAUAUUUCUGCAUUGAACAGUCAAUGGCAUCCGGAUUGUUUCGUCUGCAGAGAUUGCAAGAAACCGGUUUCUGGUAAAUCAUUCUAUGCUAUGGAAGGAAAACCAGUAUGUCCAAAAUGUGUUGGCGUGGAUGAGGAAGAAGAGGAAGAGGAAGAAGACUGCAGGCAAAAGUUUCAAGGGGGAUCCUUUUUUGAUCACGAAGGAUUGCCGUAUUGUGAAACACAUUAUCAUGCCAAAAGAGGGUCAUUGUGUGCUGGCUGUCAUAAACCAAUAACAGGACGCUGUAUAACUGCCAUGUUCCGAAAAUUCCAUCCAGAGCACUUUGUCUGUGCAUUUUGUUUAAAACAAUUAAAUAAGGGUACUUUCAAGGAACAAAAUGAUAAACCAUACUGCCAUGGGUGCUUCGACAAACUUUUUGGAUAAAAUCACCCGACAAAUAUCGUUAUACUUCAUACGUUCAUUAUUUACACGAUGAUCAAGUGAUAGGGCUGUCUUACUCAAGAUUUUAUCUAUAAACGAACGAAGAAAAAAGAA